AUGCAAGGCAUGUUGAGUAAUCUUCUGAAUAGGGAAUGUUUUUUAACUUUUCAUAUUCCUAAUGAAGUUAUUUUCUAGUGCUCAAUGAGGGAAUUACAUUCCUUUUUAACACGAAAAUUCUAUUUCAAGCUUUAGAAUUUCUUUGUUCAUUUCUUCAUAUUCGCCCUAAAAAAAUUCAGGUCAUAGACUUUACACUGUACUGUGUCAAAGUAUUAGAGGUGACCAAAUGGUGUAAUCAAAGACCCUCUUCAAUCCCUCACACAUUUGGCUCCAAAUCAGAGCGUACUUUCUAAUUUAACCUUUUAAAUGUAGGGCCCAUUGGUAUCCCCACUCACUUCAACUAAUGAUUUCCAUCUUAGGGUGAAAACUUCACAUAAGAAUUUUCAUCAAACAAAAAUUAUCUAGUACCAGAUUAUGUGCAUUAUCCAAGGAGAAGAAAUAAUUGGAGCAUAGGUCAUAUCGGAAAAGGGACCAAACAUCAAAGGUGUGGAUCCCGAAAUAAGCACCAACCUUUAAAAAAGAUAGGAUGAAUAAUCAAGCAGAUAAACAGCAGUGAAAUCGUACAGAAACGUCUAUCACACCCAUCCAUGAGUUCUUGCUCCAUGAGUGCUUGGACUAGCCAUCAAACACUCAAAGAUUUUAACUAUAUAAAAUGAGACUCCAGCCCCAGUUGACAUCUUAUACAAACAGAUGUGGUAAAAAGUCAAAUCUGGGACUGACCCAUCCCAAGCAACAAUCAUUUAUUCUUUUGUUCUGAUCAAUUUUUGUCUCCUCAAUUCCAGCAAACCCAUAAUAUUCCUCUAAUAAGUUUUAGGUGAUCCCAACAGCUUAAGGUCUACACGUCUUAUUUUUCUAGCUGUAGACGCAUUAUAGCGUCCAAAAUAUCUAUCCAUUGUUGCUUCCCAAGACAUCUAUCUGGACCUUCCAAUGUGAGAGGUCAACGUCUAUAGUUUCCUCAUGAUUUCUAUUUUUUUGAGGAUUAUCUUGCUGUGAAGGAUGGAAUCUAGGAUUUUCAUUGGAUUUUUGUCUCUCUAAUCUUUGA
Molecule: messenger RNA, 1042 nt
Organism: Spirodela intermedia
Lineage: Eukaryota; Viridiplantae; Streptophyta; Magnoliopsida; Alismatales; Araceae
Source: the annotation of a GenBank genome assembly